UGGACUAGUAGAUGAACGGUUGACAAUCAGGUGAUUUAGAGGUGGAUUAUUAGAACAGAGUUGAAAAAGAUAUGGAUUUGAUUUGUGUGUGGGCGGUGUUGAUGCAAUGUUGGUUCAUGACGUCAGCUGCAGAGACAGGUGCCUACUUCGCUUGCUACAAUCCAUCUGACAACGGAAUGUCGUAUAUUGGUCCAAAAUCAGAGUCGAAAAACGGCAACAAGUGUUUACUACAGACAAACGGUGAAAUCUCUUAUUGCAGAAAUCUCGACAACUCGUCAUCAAGUCCUUGGUGCAACAUAAAUAGCAGCACAAAAGAAAUCUGCAAUGUAGACUUAUGUUAUGGAUAUUCCAUCAAUUUGAAAAAUGUUACAACGUUUUCCUCUCGACCGCUCACGAGUCAUGGAAAACCCUUUCCAUUAAGCCUUGCUACAGAUGGAAUUAUCGGGAUAAAACGGAGACAGUGCUUUGUAACAAUGACAAGAAAUAUGAGUGCCUGGUGGAUUGCAGAUUUAAAAAAGGACGUUGUCAUUAACAGUAUCGGAUUUUACGUCAUAGACCAGAGAAAAACUGUUGAACAAAUUCAAAUUGAACUUUCCAGGUCUAACAAUAGCGAUUUAUAUAUUUCUUGUGGAGACCCAUGGAUACGCAAGACUUCAGUGGAUGGUAUCGGCUAUCGCAAGUGUGAUGCUGGCAAUGGAAUAAGAGCACGAUACGUCCGUAUAAAGGGCAGUUUGAAAAGUGACGGUAUAUCUGUACUUAUUUUGUGUGAAGUGCAGAUAAACGGAGCUAUCGCACCAACAAGACAGUGUAGACAUCUUGAUUUUCCCUCAGACAAAGCUAAACCCUUUAGCGAAACUUUACGCAGAGAUACGUUGGAAAUAAAAUGCAAUGAAGGCUACUGGCCGCGUUCAGUACAAAAUUUGACGUGCCAAAACUCUGGUUACUGGUCUAUACCGGUGUGCAAAAAAGUAUCGCUACUAAACUUGAAGACUAAUACUAAACGUAUCGAGCUUUUACCAGGAGUGUUUAGUCAUGCACAAGGAAAUGCUGUGGGCCAAAACGCAAUUGAUGGUAUUGUACCUAGUAAUACUGGUGACGAUAUUGGUUUCUUAAAAUGUGCAAUAGCAAGUUACUCACGUUCCAGUGAACUUAGAGUAUUUCUUUUAAAUCAAUAUGUAUUAAUGUCAAUUAAGCUAUAUCUUCGAGACGGCGACAAUCGACAACGCUGGCAAAAUGGACUGAAGGUAAUAGUUAAUGACAGCAAUGUGCAAGAACAACAAUGCGGAGACACAUACAACCAAUUUAGUCAAGGCCAGAAUGCUACUUUUAUAUGUGGAAAUGGAAUUCUUUCUUCAUUUUUUCGCCUUACACUUGACCAUGGUCAACCGCCAACUUCAACACAACCGAUUCAAAUAUGUGAAGUGGAAGUGUUAGUAGUUAGUGAAUGUGGAAAUCCUCCAUUAGUUCGUUUUGCUUCGCGUGACUUUCAGUCAUUAUCGAUCAAUUCUACAACGACGUAUAUUUGUAUGCAAGGCUACUUUCCAAAAACUACUCAAACUAUUAAGUGUCUCAGCCACGGCAACUGGUCAUUGCCAUUACCUUCCUGUACAUCAGCUGGUUCAUGUGACAUCCCCCAAGAAAGAUUAAAUCACGCAUUCACUCAACUGUCGAACGAUACACGACGACCAAUCGGCAGUAAAGUUUAUUAUACAUGCGAUAGUGGUUACGAGAAACAAGGCAAAAACGAACUAAUUUGUAAUUCAAACGCCGAAUGGGAAGGACAGAUUAUUUGCAAUGAUUUACAAUGCAGUCCGAUGCCUCAGUUGGAAAAUGGAAUAGUAGCAGGAAAUAGACACAAUGCAACAUUUUCAUGUUUUUAUGGGUAUCGACUACUAAACAGCGGCAGUGCAUAUUGUGGAAAAAACAGUACGUGGAGAUAUCCUAGUCAGAGACCUAAAUGUCAAGGUAUGCAGUGCGAGAAACUCAUGUCAUUGUUAAAUGGGAAUGUACAAACGCAUGAUCUGACAGUGAACAGCACUAUAAACUAUGUUUGUAAGAAAGGAUACAUAAGAAAGGGCAUCAACUCACGGACAUGUCGAGCUAACAAGAUCAUAGCAUAUUGGGACCCUCCUGAGCACACGAGUACUGUCACGUGCAAAGCAAUCUACUGCAAAAAGCCCCUUGAUCCCAUGGAUGGGCAAUGUUCUGGAAACUCCUAUCGCUACCAGAAAGUGGCUCAGUGUACAUGCAAUGCCGGAUACUUUAUGAUAGGCAGCAGAGAGAUAAUAUGCAACCAUAGAGGUCUGUGGUCUCCAUCACCACCGCAAUGCCAAAGAGUCUAUUGUCCUAAAUUGCGGUAUGAUUCAAUUCGUUUAUCGUUGAGCAUCAAAAGAAGUAAACAAGCAAAGAGCUGCUCCUCGAGCAAAUAUUGCGUGGGAGAUAUCAUUACUUUCUCGCCUCUUCCCGGGUACUACCUACAAGGUAGAUCUCACCUCGCAUGUCUGCAACAGAAAUCGAUCUAUGAAAGCAGGGGCAACUGGAAUGUCAGCCAACCACCGCAGGCUUUAGCAAUCAACUGCAAAAAGCCCCUUGAUCCCUUAGAUGGGCAAUGUUCUGCGAACUCCUAUCGCUACCAGAAAGUGGCUCAGUGUACAUGCAAUACCGGAUACUUCAUGAUAGGCAGCACAGAGAUAACAUGCAACAAUAGAGCUCUGUGGUCUCCAUCUCCACCACAAUGCCAAAGAGUCUAUUGUCCUAACUUGCGGUAUGAUACAACUCGUUUAUCGUUGAGCAUCAAAAGAAGCAGACAAGCAAAGAGAUGCUCUUCGAGCAAAUAUUGCGUAGGAGAUAUCAUUACUUUCUCGGCUCUUCCCGGGUACUACCUACAAGGUAGAUCUUACCUCGCAUGCCUGCAGCAGAAAUCGACCUAUCAAAGCAGGGGCAACUGGAAUGUCAGCCAACCACCGCAGGCUUUAGCAAUCAACUGCAAAAAGCCCCUUGAUCCCUUAGAUGGGCAAUGUUCUGCGAACUCCUAUCGCUACCAGAAAGUGGCUCAGUGUACAUGCAAUACCGGAUACUUCAUGAUAGGCAGCACAGAGAUAACAUGCAACAAUAGAGCUCUGUGGUCUCCAUCUCCACCACAAUGCCGAAGAGUCUAUUGUCCUAACUUGCGGUAUGAUACAACUCGUUUAUCGUUGAGCAUCAAAAGAAGCAGACAAGCAAAGAGAUGCUCUUCGAGCAAAUAUUGCGUGGGAGAUAUCAUUACUUUCUCGGCUCUUCCCGGGUACUACCUACAAGGUAGAUCUUACCUUGCAUGCCUGCAGCAGAAAUCGACCUAUCAAAGCAGGGGCAACUGGAAUGUCAGCCAACCACCGCAGGCUUUAGCGGUCAACUGCAGAAAACCCAUUGAUCCAACCAAUGGACGAUGUUCGGGAAAGUCCUAUCGCUAUCAGGGAGUUGCUCGGUGUAUAUGUGAUGUUGGAUUCUACAUAAAAGGCCGAAGAGAUAUAACAUGCAACGCUAAAGCAAAAUGGUCUCCACCUCCACCAACAUGCAAAAGGGUCUAUUGCCCGGAACUGACGUAUAAUACAAGUCGUUUAUGGACAAAAGUGAAAAGCUGUUCUACGGGAAGAUUUUGCGUGGGAGAUAUGGUUACGUUCGUGCCUCGUCCUGGUUACUACCUGAAAGGUAGCUUUCACCUCAAAUGCUUGCCACCGACAUCAGUCUACGAAAAGACAGGCAACUGGAAUUCCAGUCAACCACAAACAUUUGAAAAGACGUGCCCUCCUCCACCCUCAAAGAUCAACAAAGGAUCUGUCCAUGCCACUGACAAUACAAUUCAUUCCACAGUAGAAUUUACAUGCUCAGAUGGCUACGAGUUAAUAGAUGGCGAUUCUAGAAUAGUUUGUAUGUCGUCGGGACAGUGGAGUGGAAAACAACCAAGAUGUCAACACGUUUGCACUAAUCUCGGCCCGCAAAACGGGUCUGCUCAACUUUGCGUCGUUCGAAACAGAAGGGCAGAAUUAGUCUGUCUAGAAGCAGUCCAAUGCCCGUCAGAUUUCACUCCGGUGUGCUCUAGUGAUACAGAAACUCACAACAACGUAUGUCGUAUGAAAAUUGCCGGCUGCAAAAAGUCCGACGCUAGAGACACAACGACUGCUGUAGCUAAAGGACAAUGUCUUUAUGGUGGAGUUUGUACUGAAUCUCAACCGACAUUUCCACCUGGAAAUGAAUGUAGAGCCACUGCCUAUCGAUAUUAUUACAAUACUGCAACAUCAGAAUGCGAAAGGUAUGCUCACGGACCGUGCUACAAAGGACACAACAGUUUCUUGACAUUGGACGAUUGUAAAGACCUUUGCGUCAAAACUAAUCCUUGCUUAUCUGCAAUGGAUCCUGGCUUGUGCAAAUUCCGUCAGCUACGUUAUUAUUACAACGUGACAGAAGAAAAGUGCAAGGAAUUCUACUAUUCAGGCUGUUUUGGAAACGAAAACAAUUUUGAGACAAAGUCGGCAUGCAAUGCAAAAUGCAACGGAGUUCGCGCCACUCAUGGAGCAGACAUUACCGCAGAAGAUUGCUGUAAAAACAGUCUGAAAGAUCAGUGCAAGGGCGAGCUGGUAUUAGAUAUCGAUUCUUCUGACCAAGAAACAAAGCAAGGCAAAGUGGUUGUCGGUAUUAAACUGCAACCAAAGAAUUUACAAGGUCAACGAGUAUCGAGAUAUAGGAACGCCGACACACUUUCACUGCCGAUUGUUGAAAGCACGGUUGAUGGAUGCAACAUGAGGUGUCCUACUUUCAACUCAGGAAUGAAGUAUCUAGUUGUUGUAAAAGAUGCCACAAUCAACAAAAAGCAGAUAAAAUCUGAAAAGUAUUACAUAAUUCAAUAUGCAAGUGGUGAGAAAACUGAAAAGUUUGAUGAACUAAAUACCUGCUCUUAAAGAAAAUGAUGCCACGACAAUUCAAUGCUUCUCGCUUGGAUAGAAAAAAUUCAACGUUGUUGUUUGUGCAUUGUUUGAAUGUUUGAAUGUUAGAAUUCUGUGCUUGUUUGAAUGUUAGAAAUCUGUGCUAGUUCAUUUCCGACACUUCUACAGUGUACUGUAGAGAUGAAGAUGUAGACAAGUAGUGCUAUCUACUAAUGGCAGUAGACAAGAAAGUAUUUCACAU
Corticium candelabrum is the source of this 5160-nucleotide messenger RNA. Its product is annotated as sushi, von Willebrand factor type A, EGF and pentraxin domain-containing protein 1-like. Gene Ontology annotation, molecular function: serine-type endopeptidase inhibitor activity; protein binding. The record is from RefSeq and is a predicted model, not a curated record. Bases 72 to 4934 code for a protein of 1620 amino acids. The transcript is spliced from 24 exons. NCBI's taxonomy places the organism in Eukaryota, Metazoa, Porifera, Homoscleromorpha, Homosclerophorida, Plakinidae.